AUGGCGACGACGGGCGACCCUGACGAGGCUUCAUGCGGUAAUACGUUGCAUCUGAAUUUGCUACCGGCGGAGAUCCUGCAUCACAUAUUCUCGGGCCUCGAACCCCGCGACCUGGGACGUAUCCCACGCACGUGUCGGUUCCUGCACGAUUUUGUAACGGGGAACCAAAAACUUUGUAAAGACGUGUACCUAAGCACAUUGGAUACACCCCCACACAUUGAUGAGGACAUUGAUUGGGAAAGGGAGGUGCAUGAUUUUGUCAGGCUCGAAAUCCUUUGCGCCGACAAGAAAGUCCACGAGCAGGCCCAUGAGCUGCCCUUUGUGUACGAGACCGUCGAUAGACUUCUCAAACAUGCAUCGCCAACGGGCGAGACGCAGAACGAUGCUGGCACCCACGCCGUGUCCCGCAAUGCCGCGGCCCUUACCCGCAUCUUCCGCGAGGAGCCCGCACGCCUGACCUUCAUGAGCCGCUCCUUCGUCUACGAGCGCGCGCGCGACGAGGUGAAGCCACUCAGGCUGCCGUCUGUGCCCGACGAGACGCACCAGCGCAGCGCCAAGCUGCACUGCCUGUACGGCCGGCCGCUGCUAAACUACGGCCGCACGCGGUCGACGCGCGUGUAUCCGUACGCCGCGGCCAAGGUGUACGACCUGCGGCAGAACACGGACAGGACCGAGUGGGGUCCGUUCAUGGAGGACGGGUCGGGGCGGGUGGACUGGGAAAAGGUCGAGGCCGUCAUGAUCGUGCUCGGGAGCAACAUCCGGCUGCAGAAGCUGACGGCAAGGGUAUUUGCGAACUUGUGGGAGAGGCCGUUCGCCGGGUCGUGGGCGAGGAGCUACGUGCCGUCGCCGAGCCGGGGGAUCCAGGACCUGGAUCUUCAGGACCCGUACGGCGUCGCGGGGACGUGGCUGAGGGUGGUCUGCUUCGUCGACUACAACGACUUUUUCAGCUUCAACUUCCCCAUCGGCGACCGAACGCCGCGCGACGUCCCGCGGCCCCCCUUCGACGUGGGCGAGGCGACGCGUAUCAUCGUCAUGAAGGUGUACGUCACCGACGUGCAGCCGCCCGGCGAGAACGACGGCAAGGAGCUCCCCGUAGUACACUUUUACGGCGUCUCGCGGUCGGUGGACGACUCGUGGGACGAGAACGCCAACUCCAACCUUCGAGGCACGGUACGCUUGACCAAGGAGGGCGAGGUGAGGUGGACGACAUUCUCCGUUUUCAACGGCCACCCGCGGUGGCGGAGCGAGGGGAUCCAGAUCGGGGGCGUCGGAUCGGCCCGCGGCGUCAUGGGGCACUGGUUUGACACGGACUACGACCCUCACGGCCCCUGCGGGCCCAGCGCCUUCUUCAAGGUGUCGGACCCGGCCCCGAGCCCGAGGGAAGACGACGCGAAGCGGAUCACGUUCCGGGACUUCAUGCCCAUCAUGGACUUCGACGCGGAGCUGGCGAGCGACGAGGACGAGGACGAGGACUACGUGGUGGGCGAGUGGGGCGAGGACGAGGAGGACGAGGACAUGAGCGAGGAGGACCUGGUGCAGGACCUGAUGGCACUGACGGCCCCGGACCCGGACCUCGUCGACCUCGUGUUCCACGGGCACCACCUGGUCGACCAGUGA
Messenger RNA from Colletotrichum graminicola M1.001, 1617 nucleotides. Its product is annotated as F-box domain-containing protein. The record is from RefSeq and is a predicted model, not a curated record. Lineage: Eukaryota; Fungi; Ascomycota; Sordariomycetes; Glomerellales; Glomerellaceae. Gene Ontology annotation, molecular function: protein binding. The coding region runs from base 1 to 1617 and encodes 538 amino acids. The transcript has 6 exons.